AUGGCGCAUACGGUACAUUUCACCCUCGACAUACGCCACGCGCAAGACGACAUCCUCACAAAGAUGGUACAAGAAUGCGAGACCGAGUUCCUUCGUAUCGCGCAGCAUGACAGCGAAAAGGGGUGCCAAGUCCAAUGGAAGUUCUGGUCUGGCAAUCAAGCUGUAAAUUUUGACAAGGGAUGUAUAGCUAGUAUCGAAGAAGCCGCUGCCGACGUUUGUUCCAGUUUGCCGCAGAACAAGGCUGGGAAUCUUUGGAGACCGAUAGUAGGCGGUGCUGCACACGAUAGUUCCUAUACAAGUCACAGAUGCCCGACGGGUAUGAUCUAUACGCCUGCAAGGGCGGGAAUUAGUCUCGAUCCGAGGGAAUAUUGCUCACCUGAAGAUUGUGCACUGGGCGCAAAAUACUGGCAUAGCCCUUCCAUGAUUAGGGCAGCCGAUGACUUGUUUAAUGUCCUCUGUUAG
Messenger RNA from Fusarium pseudograminearum CS3096, 462 nucleotides. RefSeq lists its product as uncharacterized. Gene Ontology annotation, molecular function: hydrolase activity, acting on carbon-nitrogen (but not peptide) bonds, in linear amidines. The record is from RefSeq and is a predicted model, not a curated record. The transcript has 3 exons. NCBI's taxonomy places the organism in Eukaryota, Fungi, Ascomycota, Sordariomycetes, Hypocreales, Nectriaceae. Bases 1 to 462 code for a protein of 153 amino acids.